Messenger RNA from Mugil cephalus (flathead mullet), 2734 nucleotides. It is a transcript of the gene stx17, whose product is annotated as syntaxin 17. The coding region runs from base 271 to 1164 and encodes 297 amino acids. NCBI's taxonomy places the organism in Eukaryota, Metazoa, Chordata, Actinopteri, Mugiliformes, Mugilidae. The record is from RefSeq and is a predicted model, not a curated record. The transcript is spliced from 7 exons. Gene Ontology annotation, biological process: exocytosis; vesicle fusion; intracellular protein transport. Gene Ontology annotation, cellular component: autophagosome membrane; SNARE complex; endomembrane system. Gene Ontology annotation, molecular function: SNARE binding; SNAP receptor activity.
ACGUCGGAAACUAUUCGUGGAUGCACCGGGAGGAGAGUUGUUUACAAACACCAAACUUAACAAAACAAAAUAUCAACGCGUCGUCUUAAACUAUUCAUUUGCGGCAAAUGGUGAAAGUUCUCAACAAUGUGGAGUAUAACACAAGUCUGUUGCUAGUAGAAGUUGUAGGGACGUGUUGUACUUUCACUGUGUCCGUGGGCGCAGCGAGAUAAAGCCGAGCAGGUGCCGUAGUCGCACAGAGGUGUCGGCUGUGGGCAGUCAGCAGGACACAUGGCAGACGAAGGCAACAAGCUGACACUAAGGCGCCUGGAGGCUCCGGUCCACAAGUUCAUUAAAGUGGCACUGCCCACGGACCUGGAGAGGCUGCAGAAACACCACAAUAACAUACUGAAGUAUCAACAAAGCCAGCAAUGGGACCGCCUUCACCAGGAGCAUAUUAAUGCCAGCAGAACAGUUCAGCAGCUGAGAGCCAACGUCAGAGAGAUGGAGAAGCUGUGCGCCCGGGUCCGUGCCGAAGAUGCUGAUGCUCUGCAAGCGCUUGUCAAGCCGGUCAGGGACAGAGCGUCAGCCGCUACGAGAGACUUCCUCCUUUUGCACUCUAACCCCGUGCCUCCGCCCGCGCCGGCGUCGCCACCUGCCACUCAGCCGUCCAGCUGCGGAUCCAGUGAUGCCGAUGACGACGCGGCUGAGGAGCCAGCGUUUGGCAGGCAAAUUCAGCUCCACCUCCCACACAUCCCCGCUGAUCAGAGUGCAGCGGAGUCCUGGGAUAACCUGGAAGAGGAUCUGAAGGAGCUGAACAGCCUGGUGACGGAGUUCGCUCUGCUCGUCCAUUCCCAGCAGGAGAAGAUUGACAGCAUAGAGGACAACGUCAACACAGCCGCUGCCAACGUGGAGGAGGGGACCAAGAGCCUGGGGAAGGCGGUGGGCUACAAGUUGAUGGUGUUGCCGGUUGCCGGGGCGCUGCUGGGCGGCGUGGUGGCGGGUCCUCUCGGCCUGCUGGCCGGGUUCAAAGCUGCGGGAGUGGCCGCCGCUGUGGGAGGAGGCGCCCUGGGGUUUGCCGGUGGCAACCUGGUCCAGAAACAUCGCAAAAAGAGACUGGAUCAACAGAUGAGUCAGCUGACAGCGCUACCGCUGGCUGAACCAGAGACGAGCAAGGACAAGUGAGCCAAGCAGCCCCGGCUAGCGGCUAGCUGCUAGCUGCCGUCUAACCACUGUCCCUCCCGUGUUGACUGACCAGUCAGAAGCACAAACUACAGGCCCGGUGGUGCCGAGCCACAAACAGACUCGUUGUAAACACUGCUGCUGCCGCGCGCUGCGUAAAAACAAUUAUGUAAUAACAGCCUUAAGAGCGAGUUACAUCUGUGUUUAUGUCUGAAUGGUGUUUCUGUGAGGACAUUCAUUUUCGACGCUGACAACGCAUCUUUUUAUCCCGGACUAAACAGAGUCGUUCUUUACACUGCGGCUCUCAGUCUGUGGUCGGCGAGCGUGACAUGGCUGUGAGCACAUCCCUCUGCUAAAAGAAACGUUUGGCAGCAAAUAAAUUAAAUCAAUUUCACAGACCGAGCCGUUCCGUCACAUCCCAUCAGCAACAAGAGCAGUCAGUGUUCCUUAAGCAAACUCUGCUUCUUCUUCUUCUUCAUGUCAAGGGUGUUCAGGUUUACCAGUGGUCAUGCCUUCUUUACGCAGGAAACGGUGUGAACAGCGCGAUGUGAUUUAACGUACUAAUGUCUCAGUGUUUGUAUAAAUUAUACUGUACAAUUGCACAAAAAGAGCCAAAGUGCCACUAGUGUCCGGACCACUUCAGCGACCGGGGAAUAGGAGCCUGCCAUGUAUUGACGAGUUGCUGCUGCCAAAUAAAACGUUUCUUUGCAACAAUCGUGUCGUUCAUCAAACAAUCGGAACAAAACUCAAACAGCAGUGAAGGUCAGAAAGCACCACACAACAUAUAUCUUGUAAAAUGGUUUUUAAUUUACUUUUUCAUUAUUUUUUACUCUUCUUCCCCUCUGAGAUGACUGAUCAAGAAAUGGCACCCAACCCCCCCCCCUCAUUGUUCUGUAUGUGGGCUGAUAUGUCACUAUGCAGGUAUCUGUUGGCCUCUAUAGAAGGGCAGGAUGUACAGUACAAACUUAUCAAUGGGUCCCUAUACUCAUAGUUCCACGUUAAGAUUUUCUGGUGUCUAGACUUGUACCAAACCCUAAAAGACAUAGAAAGAGACAAAACCAGUUUUAAGAGAACUCGUACAAAGAAGACUAAAUUUCCACCGUUCAUCACAUGGGUCCCCCCCCCCCGUCGUCGUCUUUCGGCCUUUUUUAAAACGCCAGGAAAGACGAAAACUUUUUUCUACCCGAGCAGGAUGACAUUUAACAACAGGUAACAGCAAAAACAACAGCCAUUUCAUAAAUUUGCGAUCAUGUUGAAGUACAUCGUUUCAGAACGUUUCCUCCUCUAUUCCGACUCAGAGGUUUUGACCCGGUCCCCCUUUAAUAUCAUACAACCGUGGAUUUUGGUUGACUUUCAGGUCAACGGAAUUAGACUCUUUGAUUACAAGAGUCCAACCACACGUCUGGAGGUCAAAUAGCAGACGUAUUCUCGUUCAUGCAUCAGCUACACUCCCCUGCCUUCUGUCGCUCUGGUGUCACAGACCGUCGACGAGAAGAGGCGGAGAACCACAUGUUGCCAUGUUUGCAAAAACAAAAAAAGCAAAAAAAGAAAAGAAAAAAAAAGCGGUAUUCGU